Molecule: messenger RNA, 2454 nt
Organism: Marmota monax (woodchuck)
Lineage: Eukaryota; Metazoa; Chordata; Mammalia; Rodentia; Sciuridae
Gene: Prmt7
Product: protein arginine methyltransferase 7
Exons: 16
Coding region: 2-2068 (688 amino acids)
Biological process (GO): peptidyl-arginine methylation
Molecular function (GO): protein-arginine omega-N monomethyltransferase activity
Source: RefSeq, a predicted model, not a curated record
GAUGGCGGUAGCGGCGGCGGCGAUAGUAAGCCGAGUGGUUCUUGCGCCGGGUGAGAAGCUGGGCGUGCUGGGAAGAUUUCUGACCAUCAGAUCUGUUCUUAAGAAGCAAACUGGCAAGGCUGCUUUUCUAUCCAGACACUGGGGAGCUCGUGGCACCAUGAAGGUCUUCUGUGGGCGAGCCAAUCCCACUACAGGAUCUGUUGAGUGGCUGGAAGAGGAUGAACACUAUGACUACCACCAGGAGAUUGCCAGGUCAUCCUAUGCAGAUAUGCUACAUGACAAAGACAGAAAUAUAAAAUAUUACCAGGGUAUCCGGACUGCUGUGAGCAGGGUAAAGAACAGAGGACAGAAAGCCAUAGUUCUCGACAUUGGUACUGGCACAGGACUCUUGUCAAUGAUGGCUGUCACAGCAGGUGCUGACUUCUGCUAUGCUAUUGAGGUUUUCAAGCCUAUGGCUGAUGCUGCUGUGAAAAUUGUGAAGAAAAAUGGCUUCAGUGAUAAAAUUAAGGUUAUGAACAAGCAUUCCACUGAGGUGACUGUAGGGCCAGAUGGUGACAUGCCAUGCCGAGCCAAUAUCCUGGUCACAGAGCUGUUUGACACAGAACUGAUUGGAGAGGGAGCACUGCCCUCCUAUGAGCAUGCACAUAGGCAUCUUGUACAGGAAAAUUGUGAAGCUGUGCCCCACAGAGCAACUGUGUAUGCGCAGCUAGUGGAGUCCAGAAGGAUGUGGUCCUGGAACAAGCUGUUUCCUGUCCGUGUUCAGACCAGUCUUGGAGAGCAGGUCAUCAUUCCUCCCUCAGAACUGGAGAGAUGCCCUGGUGCACCUUCUGUCUAUGACAUACAGCUGAACCAGGUGUCACCUACUGACUUCACUGUCCUCAGCGAUGUGCUGCCUAUGUUCAGUGUGGACUUCAGCAAACAAGUCAGUAGUUCAGCAGCCUUCUAUAGCAGGCGGUUUGAACCUCUGGCAUCUGGCCAAGCUCAAGUGGUUCUCUCCUGGUGGGACAUUGAAAUGGACCCUGAAGGGAAGAUCAAGUGCACAAUGGCCCCCUUUUGGGCUCAUUCAGACCCAAAGGGGCUCCAGUGGCGGGAUCAUUGGAUGCAAUGUGUGUACUUCCUGCCACAAGAGGAACCUAUUGUACAGGGCACAACCCACUGCCUGGUAGCCCACCAUGAUGACUACUGUGUAUGGUACAGCCUUCAGAAGACCAGCCCUGAAGAAAAUGGGAGAGUCCACCAAAUGCGCCCUGUCUGUGACUGCCAAGCUCACCUGCUCUGGAAUCGACCUCGAUUCGGAGAGAUCAAUGAUCAGGAUAGAACUGAUCAGUAUGCCCAGGCAUUGAGGACUGUGCUGACCCCAGACAGCAUUUGCCUGUGUGUCAGUGAUGGCAGUCUGCUCUCCAUGCUGGCCUAUUACCUCGGGGCAGAGCAGGUAUUUACAAUUGAGAGUUCAGCAGCUUCCCAUAAACUGAUGAAAAAGAUCUUCAAGGCUAACCACUUGGAAAAUAAAAUUAAUAUCAUUGAGAAACGGCCUGAGUUACUAACGACUGCAGACUUGGAGGGUAAGAAGGUCUCCCUCCUUCUGGGUGAGCCCUUCUUCACCACCAGCCUGCUGCCGUGGCACAACCUGUACUUCUGGUAUGUCCGGACCGCUGUGGACCAGCACCUAAAGCCUGGUGCUGUGGUGAUGCCCCAGGCUGCCUCACUGCACGCUAUGGUCGUGGAGUUCAGGGACCUGUGGCGGAUCCGGAGCCCCUGUGGUGACUGUGAAGGCUUUGACGUGCACAUCAUGGAUGACAUGAUUAAGAAAGUCGCUCUGGUUUCUGAGACAAAAAUAUACCCACAGAACAGAACACCAACGAACCAUAUGUCAGAAUGGGAAGGCUGGAUCUACUUGCCAGAGGAGUUUUCAGCAUCUUUGACUGUGAAUGAAGAGCCAGAGCCCCGACUCUGUCCUGGUGGAGCCGCACAAGAGACAUCGAGCACCUGGAGGGGAGCCAGGGCCCUAAGGUGCCCGCCUGGCCCCAUCAGACUCUGUGGAGACAUCCGCCCUCACUCCUGCAGGUGACAGUUCACACACCAGCAUUUUCCUGGACAGGCUGAGUGCGAUGGUAUUGAGAUGGGAACUAAGAAGUAAGGGGACCCCACCUGCUCUGGGCCUCUGAGCCGUGCUCCUUCCUGCUGAGCAUCGAUUUCUCACCUUAAAGGAGAGAACCAACACCCACAGCAGCUGCUGCCUCUGUUGGGGGCAAAAAGCCCUGUUCUACAUCAGCUGGACAAGUGAUGCUUCAGAAAACUCUGGAAGCAUCAAGAGUGACUUUUGGAUAGAGAACAAAAAGUCAAAAUUCUUUGCAUCUCAGGCUCAGUGGAAGAUAAUGUGUAAUGACCAAAUUACCAUGGUCUGAAAACUCCGAUUGCAUCCAAAUUAGCAGAAAUAAUUAUGAUUCACUUUAA